GCACUUUCUUACUCAGUUCUCUUUUGUUUUAAUAUAAUACCCAGCUCAGUAUACUUGCUUUGUGUUUAUUCUAACAAUAAUACGUUCAGUGUUAGGGCAAAGUUCUGAUAUAGAGUAUGAAGAUCGAACUAGCUCACGGUAAAACAGGGAAGACGUUGUUAACAGUCGAUGUGACAAAAGAAGACUCAAUCCUGGAUGUCAAGAAGAAGCACAUUAAAGAAAAAACACACCUGUACCCCUCGAGAAUCUGCUACAAACUCUCACUGAAAGAUAAAGCUCUGACAGAUGACGUUAAGAUUGGUGACAUAGAAACUUUAACCGACGGAUCUGUUCUCUACUUCAAAGAUUUAGGACCGCAGAUUGGGUGGGCCACGGUAUUUAUAGCAGAAUACACAGGACCAAUAUUCGCAUACCUGAUAUUCUACUUCAGUAGAAAUUGUAGCUGGAUUUACCCGGACAGCGAGGGAGCCCCUCACAACACAGUACAAAAUUUGGCAUGUGCGUGUUACGUUGGACACUACAUUAAGAGAGUACUUGAGACGAUAUUUAUCCACCGGUUCAGUAAGGGCACUAUGCCCAUUGGAAACCUGUUUAAAAACUGUACCUAUUACUGGGGUUUCUCUUCACUUAUAUCCUAUUUCAUCAACCAUCCUCUCUACACUGUGCCAAGUACUGAAACACAAGUGUACGUAGGACUGUCAAUAUACUUCUUUGGAGAACUCGGUAACCUGUCCACUCACUUGGCAUUCAAGAACAUGCGCCCGGCUGGAAGCAAGGUCCGAGUUAUCCCCAAGCCGAAUGGAAACCCAUUUUGUGCUUUGUUUAACCUAGUAUCCUGCCCUAAUUAUACUUAUGAGGUUCUAAGUUGGGUCGGAUAUGCUGUGAUGACUCAAACCUUCUUCUCUGGUUUAUUCGCACUGGUGGGUGGCGCUCAAAUGUUGCAGUGGGCCCUUGGAAAACACCGCAACUACAAGAAAGAGUUCAAAGAUUAUCCCAAGAACAGAAAAGCUAUGAUUCCAUUCAUUAUGUGAAAAACUUGCAGAUGUAUGUUGGAUAACUGUGACUAGGAUAGUCUGAAAAUAUUAUCCGGCGUUUUGAUUUUUACUUUGUCAUCCUUUAGUUUAAAUCUUUAUUUGUGCGUAAAUCGCUGAGCGAUUGCAGCAUGUAAUGUGAUCCUUUUACGUUUACAUAAGGGCGGCAAAGUUUAUAUAUAUAUAUAUAUAUAAAUACUUUAAGGAGCGGUAUAUCUUGUGUUUUGUUAUUUUUCUUGAUUUGUUAAUUGUGUUUCAGAUGAAAUUAGAGUAAAGCAUUUUUUAUUGUCAUAGUUAAAUAGACUCUGUUCUGGUUAACUGGCAAGGAUCAAAAUUGUUCAUCUGGUGAUUCAAUC
Molecule: messenger RNA, 1387 nt
Organism: Bolinopsis microptera
Lineage: Eukaryota; Metazoa; Ctenophora; Tentaculata; Lobata; Bolinopsidae
Product: very-long-chain enoyl-CoA reductase-like
Exons: 9
Coding region: 117-1031 (304 amino acids)
Biological process (GO): very long-chain fatty acid biosynthetic process
Molecular function (GO): oxidoreductase activity, acting on the CH-CH group of donors
Source: RefSeq, a predicted model, not a curated record